Ostertagia ostertagi is the source of this 435-nucleotide messenger RNA. NCBI's taxonomy places the organism in Eukaryota, Metazoa, Nematoda, Chromadorea, Rhabditida, Trichostrongylidae. The record is from the annotation of a GenBank genome assembly.
AUGGGCUCACGUCGCCAUGAGCUUUCUGUAUCCGUUCUCAAUGGCUGUCUAUACGCUAUCGGAGGACGCGAUGGGCAAUUACUUCAACGUACUGUGGAAAGACUUGACCCACGAGUUGGUAAAUGGGAAUCGGUUCGCUCUUUACCAAAUCAUCGAAGUCAUUUGGGGUCUGCAGUGCUCGACGGCUAUUUGUAUGCAGUAGGAGGACUGAAUAGCCAGAAUCAAUCAGUAGGCUCAGUUGUGAAAUACAAUCCGCGCACCAAUGAAUGGAUUGCUGUGGCUGAACUGAAGAGCAAACGAUCUGAUGUAAGAACAGCAGUUGUCAAUGAAAAGCUGUAUGCUGUUGGCGGCUUCGACGGUGUUACUCACUUAGCGACCGUCGAAGUUUUCGAUACUGGGGCAAAUCAGUGGAUAAUUCACAGUUGCAUGAACAAU